Molecule: messenger RNA, 1033 nt
Organism: Solanum dulcamara
Lineage: Eukaryota; Viridiplantae; Streptophyta; Magnoliopsida; Solanales; Solanaceae
Exons: 2
Molecular function (GO): protein binding
Source: RefSeq, a predicted model, not a curated record
UAUCCUGAAGUAGGCUUAGCAGCUCUGAGGAGACACACUGUCGAACAUCAUACUUUGAGUGGUGCAGCUUGUGAUUAUGGUCAGCAACUAAUGGCAAGGACAAAACAUCAACAGUCUGUACCUGUUCCUAAAACUAAGAAAGAUAGUCCGGGUGCUUCACAGGUAAACCACCUAGAUGAAGAUAGCUGGAUAAUAGUCAAGAAGCAGAAAGUUAGAAUUUUUGUCCCACCCCUACCUACACCUAAGCAGUCCGCGGUGCAUAUUGCUGGAGAAAGCCUGCUACAUGUACCAGCAAUUAAACCUACUGAUAAUCAACCACAUCAAGUUGAGAUGCAUACUGAAGCUCACGUAGUUUGUGAAAGGGAGGUGCCAAAGUCUUUGACACCUGAACUUGCUAUUCCAACAGUUGCCAAAGUAGUUCCACAAUUAAUUUCUCAGUUCCCAAGACCAUUAAGGCAAAGUGAAAGGGAGCGUUUAGAAAGUCGACCAAUGCCUAGUUUCAAAACUAAUAGAACCACUGGUGUUUGCUCCACCUCUAAGAUUACCAAGCUAUCAAUUAUUACUGCUGAUAGGGGUGGGAUGAUAAAUAAAAGAAUAAGAGCAAUUAAUCUUGAGCGCAAGCUUGAAAGUGCUGGAGGCUUGAGAAGUUGGCUGGUUUCAAGGGGCUUUGAACAUUUUGUGAACAUCUUUCAGACCAAGAGUAUUAACAAGUAUCAGUUGGCAAAUCUAACCAUGGAAAAGCUCAAGGAGAUGGGUUCACAUGCUGUUGGUCCUCGGAGAAAACUGAUACAUGCUAUUGACUGCCUUUGUCAUCCAUGCUGUUUUGACCAUCUGUGAUCUCACAAGACGAGAUGACCUUUGUCAAUGAGAUGCUACUACCACAGAUCGCUUCGACUCUAAAUGUUAAUUACAAACUGAUCAGGAAUGUGCAACAAGAGUUAGAAUUGUCACACUGUCUUGUAAAUUUUCAGAUCUUUGAUUUGGUGCCACUUGUCUGUAGAAGUAUAAUAGAAUGCAGUUGAACCACUUAACA